CCCUCCCGCACUAUUACUGCCAAGCAUGCCAUUUCCACCGCUUUAAAAUGCCUUGCAGGCCUUGAUCCGCACGACUCGCUCACGUGGUGUAGUCGUUCCUUCUGUUUACACCAUUUACAUGGGAAAAGAUAAAUAUGAAAAUGAAGACCUAAUAAAAUAUGGCUGGCCGGAGGAUAUUUGGUUUCAUGUGGAUAAGCUCUCCUCUGCACAUGUGUAUCUCCGAUUACACAAGGGGCAGACGGUGGAUGAUGUUCCUAAAGAAGUGCUGAUAGACUGCGCCCAUUUAGUGAAAGCCAACAGUAUUCAAGGCUGCAAAAUGAACAACGUCAAUGUGGUGUAUACGCCGUGGACCAACCUGAAGAAGACUGCAGACAUGGAUGUGGGACAGAUAGGGUUUCACAGGCAAAAGGAUGUGAAAAUGCUGACAGUGGAAAAGAAAGUGAAUGAGAUCCUGAACCGGUUGGAGAAGACCAAAGCGGAGCGUUUCCCAGACCUGGCUGCUGAGAAGGAGACCCGGGACAGAGAGGAGAGGAAUGAAAAGAAAGCUCAGAUCCAAGAGAUGAAACGGAAAGAAAAGGAGGAGAUGAAGAAGAAGAAAGAGAUGGAAGAACUUAGGAGCUACUCAUCCCUAAUGAAGGCUGAGAACAUGUCCUCCAACCAGGACGGAAAUGAUUCGGACGACUUCAUGUAAGCAGGGACGCGUGUUCCUUCCUGAGGUCCUCAGAUGUUUUAAUUUUUCACCAUUGAGAAGAACGCCAAAAAUCAAACUUAAUUCGUUGCUGGCAACAUGUGACCAGACUCGUGCCAUGGAUUUUAUAGAUCACGUCUUGAAGGGAGAGGAUCUGCACGUGUGUGUCCAUAAGCGAACAUCAAUUCCAGUGCUCCCAGGACCAUGAUAUUUAUUUUAUGGGGGGAAAGGAGGGGCAUUUAAUCGGGUGAGCUAUAGGAGUUCUGAACUGCCUUGAAUGCUUUCUUGGCAGCAGGCUGCUUCAUAAAAUGUGGUUAUCCCCUCCCUCCCUCCCUCUCUCCCUAGUAUAAAUUCACGCCUGGAACCGGACUGGCUGACCUGAGGACUGCUUUCUUUCUUGCCGAGUAACAGCUGAUCUGCACGCGUGUCUAUCGAUGCCAGGUUAUCCCUGCCAGCCCCAAGUGCCUCGGCUGUGACAGCUGGUGGCCGUGUCGCGAAUUCUCCUGGAGCUAGAGACGCAGUUUAGCUGGUAGCAGGUUGUAGUAACAGGAAAGCAGCUACAGAGAGCUGCUGCUUAUGAGGACUAGUGUCUGGGCUUCCUUGGCCGCCUGCUCGCUCAGUCCGAGCUGCAGCAAAGCAUGCCCCAGCGCGCAAGGCUCUUGUCUAGGAAGAGGAUAGUCGCACGUGGUGUUUUUGGACUGUGUUGAGAGGGAGUGGGAUGGGGCUGCACUUUGGACACCUUUUCUAAAGGAUUCAGCUGGCGAACAAGGUGAGUUGGGUCUGGACAAGCUUACAGGCCUAUUCAGAACGCUUGACGGAGCGAUUUACUUGGAUAACAGUACCUUCGGAGCCAUCCUGGGAUCUGUACUGCGUGUGUGUACAUUAGAAUUAAAAUCCUACCAUGCCGUUGAA
Alligator mississippiensis (American alligator) is the source of this 1600-nucleotide messenger RNA. RefSeq names its product coiled-coil domain containing 25 (gene CCDC25). Lineage: Eukaryota; Metazoa; Chordata; Crocodylia; Alligatoridae. The record is from RefSeq and is a predicted model, not a curated record. Bases 119 to 691 code for a protein of 190 amino acids. The transcript is spliced from 9 exons.